GCGACUUGUCGCAUCUGUUCUCCAUCCUGAUCCUGCUGCACAAGAUGAAGACAUCAAGUAGCGCAUCAGGCAUCUCGUUCAAGUCGCAAUUCCUCUACCUCGUCGUAUAUGUCACCCGAUACCUCGGUACGCCCAUCCGUCUCGAGAAAAAUACAAACCGCAUACUGAGCCCUCUCCUACANGACCUCCUUUGGACAGACCCCUUCAGGAGCUUGUGGAACACGACUUUCAAGCUCGUCUUCACUGGAACCUCUGCCUACAUAAUCUACCUGAUGCUCAACGACUACAAGCCUACCCACGAUCCCAAUCUCGACACCUUCAGAGUUCCGUACCUGGUCGCAGGAAGUGCCGUGUUGGGCAUUCUAUUCCCCUGCAAGUACCAGCUUUCCGAGGUACCAAUCACUCAGCCAAUUUGUCUCCACACUUUC
Molecule: messenger RNA, 428 nt
Organism: Aureobasidium vineae
Lineage: Eukaryota; Fungi; Ascomycota; Dothideomycetes; Dothideales; Saccotheciaceae
Source: the annotation of a GenBank genome assembly